AUGUCCGCCCAAGGUCUAGCCCGCCCACGCAACCUGGCCAUUGCCGGUGCAAUCGGCAGCGUAGCCCUCCUCGGUUUCUUCCCCAGAACCCGGAAACAGGUCCUGCCCGACACCAUUGAGACCCCCGCCAUGCAACAGAUUGGCGACCGCCAUUCCUCCGGCGGCGGCACCAAUACCCAUACGCCGGCCGUCGGCACAAGACGAGGAGAUGCAGGAGAUCCUUCGCACAACGAGUCGAACCAAGAGCAGAUGAAGGGAGUCGGAACGGUGCAUUUCAAUGACAAGGUUGCGGAUCAGAAAGCGAAUCCUGAGACGGGGCCGGAGAAGAUGUUGAAUAAGUCUUAUUAUGGGAGUGAGAAGGGCAGGUGA
Messenger RNA from Saxophila tyrrhenica, 369 nucleotides. RefSeq lists its product as uncharacterized. The record is from RefSeq and is a predicted model, not a curated record. The transcript is spliced from 4 exons. NCBI's taxonomy places the organism in Eukaryota, Fungi, Ascomycota, Dothideomycetes, Mycosphaerellales, Extremaceae. Bases 1 to 369 code for a protein of 122 amino acids.